Messenger RNA from Xylaria bambusicola, 1212 nucleotides. RefSeq lists its product as uncharacterized. The record is from RefSeq and is a predicted model, not a curated record. NCBI's taxonomy places the organism in Eukaryota, Fungi, Ascomycota, Sordariomycetes, Xylariales, Xylariaceae. The transcript has 6 exons. Bases 1 to 1095 code for a protein of 364 amino acids.
AUGGCGUGGACAGUUGCGAACUUCGUCGCUUUGGCCACCGUUUUUGGUUUCCUCGCCGUCACGUCGGUAUUUCUCCGCUUCUGGACCCGAAAGUUCUCCAAAACAAGGUUUGGGGUAGAUGAUGCUUUAAUCAUACCAGCAGCAUUGGGCGUCGUAGGGAUAGCUGUGACGAUGAUUGUGGGAACGGCGAUCGGGGAUAUGGCCCAACACCAGACCAAUGUCAUAGGACCCCAUGGACCUGUGUUCACUGUGGUGCUAGCCAACUAUGAGAAGUGCAACUACAUCCUCCAGAUUCUUCCGUUGAUUUCUCUAGGUCUAAGCAAGACAUCGGUUCUAUUCUUCUAUCGUCGGAUUUUCCAUGUCCAUCCGCGGUUCCUAGUGGUGAACACCGUCCUCAUCGUACUUGUUGCCGCCUGGGCGACGGCCUUUCUCUUCGCAACCAUAUUUCAAUGCAAAACUCCAGCAACCCUCUGGCAUUCAUUCGAAUACGCUAGAAUUGGAUGUGUGCAAACAUUGCCGUUCUAUUAUGCUGUAUCAAUAUCCGGCUUCAUUACAGACCUACUAAUACUAGUUUCUCCUCUGCCUCUCAUACACACCCUGCAAAUGCCGCUAAAGAGCCGAAUAGCAGUUUCGUGUAUUCUUCUUCUUGGAGCAGUUGUGGUUGGUGCAGGAGUGGCGCGGUUUGUCACAUUUAUUAAUGUCGGCCGCGGUAUCUUUGCUAAUAUAAAUGAUCUCACCUACUUCACUACUCCUGUCUUCGCUUGGACAAUGAUUGAAAGCUCUCUUGCUGUAGUAGGCGCGAACCUCCCACUACUUCGGCCACUACUACACCGCAAGACGUACACAUCAUCACAAGCAUGGUCACUACUCAGGUCAAUAAGACCUAGACGUACCUUCCGAGAUAUCAACGAUGAACAGAUCAGUCUAGAAAGCGCCAGCAAAGAUUCACUGCAGUAUACCACCCAGAACUUGGGCAGCUUGAGGAACGUGGAUCCAAGCCUUCAUCCUAAGCAGGUGGCGGAAGCGGUAAAGCAAGAGCAGUCUAACACUCCAGAGCGAGGCAUACAUGUACAGAAGGAGUUUGAGCUUGUGUGAGUGGGGCAACGCACGUUGAGGUCUCGUUCAUCGUUAUGCUUCCUGCUACCCACUUUGAUGACUCCCAGUCGGCGCUGGGAGGAGUAUCUAGGAGUGAAUGGAGACUCCCGAAAAAUC